CAUCCCGGCCGGUCUGGGCGCAGCGCGAAGGGGGAGGCGGGCGCUGUUCCUGGAAGAGCCCGGCCCGGGGAGUUGGUCACAUUCUUGGCCGGGAUUCAAUGACUGAGGCAGACACCAACAAACAGAGGGGGGGAGGCGGAGGGCGGGAGGCUGAGCCCGCCUGCAUUAGCUCAGCUCUCAGGCACUCUCAGUCACUGCUGGAAAGAGGAGCUGGGAGGAUGUGCGCGCUCUCACCGCGGCUCCCCACGGCACAACGAGAGCACCGGCAGAAAUAAGGGAAGGAAGGCGAACCGCGAGCCGAGGAGCCCUCCCAGGCCGAGCAGAGGGAGCCCGAGGGGCAGCGGAGCCGCUCUUUGCCCGUGCGGAGCCCCCGCGCCGCUUUGGCACUGCCGGAGAUCUGGGCCUUUUCUCCUGCGUUGUUCCUUCCACAGAGCGAGCGUGCUGCCUCCUCCUGCUUUUUACUUUCCUCCCCCGCGCCUUCCCUCGGUGGAUAUGGACAGAAGGGGGAUCACUGCAGAGAAGCAGCAGCCGCCAGAACAUAUUUGAGCCCCGGGUGCUCGGAGCGUGGCACAGACUUUUUGUGUUUCUGUGGGUGGUGUGUGUGUGUGUGUGUAUGUGUGUGUGUGUGUGUGAGUGAGUGUGUGUGUGUGUGUUGGAGGUGUGGGAGGAGGGAUUGGUUUGCCUGGGGGUUGGCUGAGGGGGUGAGUGCUCGGAUGAAGACCUCUUUUUGCCGUGAUUCUGUGCUCCAUCGGGGCAGCUUGGAGACUUGGAGGGAUUGAAAUUGUAACGCGAAGCAAGAGGAAAGAAAGAAGAGAGAGACACGCAUACAAAAGGAUUUAUUUCCUCUCCGUUAGUGGAUUGCUGAGUGAGAAGGAGGAAAAACACAAGGAAACUAAAAAAUGGAGACUGUAAGUAGAAGCAGCUUCCAGCCUCAUCCAGGACUGCAGAAGACCUUGGAACAGUUUCAUCUGAGCUCUAUGAGCUCCCUGGGUGGCCCUGCUGCUUUCUCAGCACGAUGGGCACAGGAGAUGUACAAGAAAGACAAUGGCAAAGACCCAGCGGAACCUGUACUGCAUCUGCCCCCGAUCCAGCCUCCUCCGGUCAUGCCUGGUCCCUUCUUCAUGCCCUCGGACAGAUCCACGGAGAGGUGCGAGACCAUCCUGGAAGGGGAAACCAUCUCCUGCUUCGUGGUGGGCGGAGAGAAGCGGCUUUGCUUGCCCCAGAUCCUGAACUCGGUGCUCAGGGACUUCUCCCUGCAGCAGAUUAAUUCGGUGUGUGAUGAGCUACAUAUUUACUGUUCCAGAUGCACUGCUGACCAGCUGGAAAUCCUCAAAGUCAUGGGCAUCCUGCCCUUCUCCGCUCCUUCCUGCGGGCUCAUCACGAAAACUGAUGCUGAGAGGCUUUGUAACGCCUUGCUUUAUGGUGGCACCUAUCCUCCCCACUGCAAGAAGGAAUUCUCUAGCACAAUUGAGCUGGAGCUCACGGAGAAGAGCUUCAAGGUGUAUCAUGAGUGCUUUGGGAAGUGUAAGGGACUCCUGGUGCCAGAGCUUUACAGUAACCCCAGCGCAGCCUGCAUCCAGUGCUUGGACUGCAGGCUCAUGUACCCGCCUCACAAAUUUGUGGUCCACUCUCACAAAUCGCUGGAAAACAGGACUUGCCACUGGGGCUUUGACUCUGCAAACUGGAGAUCCUAUAUCCUCCUCAGCCAGGAUUAUACUGGGAAAGAGGAGAAAGCUAGACUGGGCCAGCUCUUAGAUGAAAUGAAAGAAAAAUUUGACUAUAACAACAAAUACAAGAGGAAAGCCCCCCGGGUCUCUUCAGAUCCCCCUGCUUCCAAAAAGCCCAAAAUAGAUGACUCUGCUUCCCAAUCUCCAGCUUCUUCUGAGAAGGAAAAACAGUCCAGUUGGUUACGGUCCUUAUCCAGUUCAUCUAAUAAGAGCAUCGGCUGCGUGCACCCGCGGCAGCGCCUCUCCGCCUUCCGGCCCUGGUCCCCCGCGGUGUCAGCCAGCGAGAAGGAGCUCUCCAGCCACCUGCCCGCCCUCAUCCGGGACAGCUUUUACUCCUACAAGAGCUUUGAGAGCGCCGUGGCGCCCAACGUGGCGCUGGCCCCUCCAGCCCAGCAGAAGAUGGUGAGCAACCCCCCCUGUGCCACGGUGGUGUCCCGGGGCAGCGAGGGGCAGGGGCAGCCCAGGAAGAGGAGACACGGCCCCGAGCACUCGGCCGGCCCCGAGGCCGCCGCCAGCGCCGCCAGCACCGCGGCCAGCACGGCCCCCGAGGAGGACAAGGAGUCGGAAGCAGAGAUUGAAGUAGAAACCAGGGAAGAGUUCACCUCCUCCUUAUCCUCGCUCUCCUCCCCAUCCUUCACCUCCUCCAGCUCUGCCAAGGACAUGAGCUCCCCUGGGAUGCAGCCCCCAGCCCCCGUCAACAGCUCCUACGAGGUGGCUGCACACCCUGACCCCCACAGCAGCGGGCUGGAGGCUGAGCUGGAGCACCUCAGGCAGGCCCUGGACAGUGGCCUGGACACCAAAGAAGCCAAAGAGAAGUUCCUGCACGAGGUGGUGAAGAUGAGGGUGAAGCAGGAGGAGAAGCUGAACGCGGCCCUGCAGGCCAAGCGCAGCCUGCACCAGGAGCUGGAGUUCCUCAGAGUGGCCAAGAAGGAGAAGCUGAGGGAAGCGACGGAGGCCAAGCGCAACCUGCGGAAGGAGAUCGAGCGCCUGCGGGCCGAGAACGAGAAGAAGAUGAAGGAGGCGAACGAGUCGCGGAUCCGGCUGAAGCGGGAGCUGGAGCAGGCGCGGCAGAUCCGCGUGUGCGACAAGGGCUGCGAGGCCGGCCGGCUGCGGGCCAAGUACUCAGCACAGAUCGAGGACCUGCAGGUGAAGCUGCAGCACGCCGAGGCCGACCGGGAGCAGCUCCGCGCCGACCUCCUGCACGAGCGGGAGGCGCGGGAGCACCUGGAGAAGGUGGUCAAGGAACUUCAGGAACAGCUGUGGCCCAAAGCCAGCAGCCAGCCCAGCAGUGAGAGCACCUCGAGCCCCAUGGAGAACUGACCCCUCAUCCCCCAGCACAGGGAGGGAGAGAGUGGGACUGGGAGUGCACGUGUGAGUAGUGGUGUCCUGGCACACACUUUAGGAAUAUGGAUUCUCAGUAGCUGGAAGGCAAAUGUUGUUACUCUCUAGAACAGAAGCACUGAAUUCCGCCUCUUUUUUUUCCCAAUCCAUAUAGCACAACAUCUUACUGUGCCUAGAAAACACAAAGUGUUUGUAAACAAAAAUACUUUUAAGUCCACAGCAAAUUUUCUACUGGCAAACUCUAAGCAAAGCAGUGUGGUCCAGCUGAACCCGGAGUCCCAGGUGAGCACGGCAGUGGCUUUGUGUUCUCCUGCCUGUUGGAACAUUUUGGAAUUUAAAAACAAACCGACUUUUCUUACAAGCUAUUUAAAAGAAUUCAUUACACAGACUUGGUAUUAAAAAAAAAAUUAACAAGAUUUUUAUAAUGAACCUUUAAAAGCAAAACAAAAAAAAAAAAAAAGACAAAAAAUAAAAAACCUUCGAUGCACAAUUUUUAAUGACUUUAUAGGCUUUGGGAUUCUUUGUGCAGAAGCCCCUCUUGGUGAUGAUGCCAUCCAUGUCAGGAGCAGUUUUCCAGCCAUCUCAGAAGCCAUCGCGGUCCCAUCCCGUCACGUGGGCGUAGGAGAAGUUCAGAGUGCUUUUCCAAGUUGAUUUUUUUCCUUAGAAUGAAUGAUGUCCAUUUCCUGCCCUGGACACAGGAAGAAGGGAAGCUGCAGGAGUGUGCAGGGGAUGAGGGGAGCAGAAGGGCUUGGGUUGAGAGCCCCAGCCCAGCCCCACAGACCCCCCUGUGUUCAGAGACUUCACCCAGGAGCACGUCAGCCUUGGGAAAAGAAAGAGAGAAAGAAGAAAGGAAGGAAAUGGAUGAUCAGUUGGUAGAGGAACAAAGCAGAGACAUCUGUGUGUUGAAGUCAUUCUGAAAUCUUCAGCUUUCAGUUUUCUGGAAAACUCAUCUUGUUGCACCAUCUUACCAUGAAUUCAGUAUUUCCCUGCUUCCAUUCCGAACUGUCAGUCAGGAUUUCUGUGCCCAAGGAGAGUCCAACGUUGCAGUGUCGGAUACUACAGAACAGAAAACCAACAUUUUUGCUGCUGUGAAUAAGCCUACAUCUUUUUUUAAAAAACUUUUUUUUGUUUUUAAAAAGAGAAAUUACUUUAAUUUUGGGAUCCAAGCCGCGGCCCCGGGAUACAAUGCAGCAAACCAUCACUGCCUUGGGGGUGGUGCUGAGGUUUUUUAUAUAUAUAUUUUUUUUUUUUUUUAAACCUGCACUUUGUCAGAAUCUUACUCUGCAUUUUAUUCCGUGUUUCUAAGAUGUACAUGUCAAACAUUUGAGAUUCUGCCCUAACAGCUGUGCAAACCAUGAACCCAAUCUGCCACCACUGACACCUCCCAUCAGCGUCCCUGUAAGCAAAGGAGGAUCCAGCAGGUCCAGAGUCCCCAGAGCAGGAAUUCCCCCUGUGCUGCUGGUUCAGAUAGAACCUGGUUUUGUGGCUGUGUAUGACCCAAGCUGGGGAGCAGCAGAGAUGCUCCCAAAAGUGCUUAACAAAUAAAGCUGGUGCUUUACUGAUCAGGAGAAAAUUAAUUUUCACCCAUAAACACUCACCUCUGACACGCUCAAGCAACUGAAAAUGUGAUCUGGGGCUGCAGAUGUGCCUUCCAGCUCAUUUUUCCUCUCAGCAUCUUCUCUAGGCAAUGCUGACACUUUUUUUACCUUAAAGAAUAAUAAUAAAAUUUAAAAAAAAAAAGGAAAAAAGGAGAACCCCCUAUGCAUCAUCAUACCCAGAGUUAUUCUAAAAGAAGAAACAUAUUUCCAGUAAUCUUUAUUUGCUUUUGGACAUUAAUGCAAACUAUGUAAGCUUCAAAAUUAUUUCCCAGUAGACAGAAAGCGGCUUCCAAUCCUAAAAUUAUGGUAUUUACUUACAGUACAUUAGAGAGAUUUUUUUUUUUUAAACAAGAGCUGUUUGCUUGAAACCAUUAUAGUAACCAUUAUAGUAACUGUGAGCAUUAACAAAGAAGUUCAUAUAUAUAUAUGUUUUAGGUACAAAAAAGAAGAAAUAUGAAAGGAGUGGAAUUUCUGGGACAAUGUAAAACUGUUGGGAGCAAGAAACAGUCACACCAAGUCCAUGACCUGAACCUGUCUGUGGAUACAGGGGUUGGCCCUUGUGUGUUUGGGAUACUGGAGACUGGCUCUAGGUGCAGCUCUCCUUCUAAAGUGCAAUGCAAAAGGAAUUUUGAUUAUGCUUGAGCAGGUUUUGUUUUUGUUUUGUUUUGUUUGUUUUUUUUUAAUGUGGGGUUUUAUUUUCUUUGUAUGUUUUUUUCUGCGAUUAUUAAAUCAUAUGCAUGGAUUAAACUCUGCCAUAUAGUCA
This is a messenger RNA of Melospiza georgiana, 5429 nucleotides long. It is a transcript of the gene SKI, whose product is annotated as SKI proto-oncogene. The record is from RefSeq and is a predicted model, not a curated record. Gene Ontology annotation, molecular function: SMAD binding; DNA-binding transcription factor activity, RNA polymerase II-specific; RNA polymerase II cis-regulatory region sequence-specific DNA binding. Bases 900 to 3047 code for a protein of 715 amino acids. The transcript has 8 exons. Gene Ontology annotation, cellular component: nucleus. NCBI's taxonomy places the organism in Eukaryota, Metazoa, Chordata, Aves, Passeriformes, Passerellidae. Gene Ontology annotation, biological process: negative regulation of BMP signaling pathway.